UGCAGCGGGGAGGAUGCUCGGCUGGGCUUGAGCCGCGCUCCCAUGCAGCCUGCCCGGCCCCGCCGGCCCCCAGCCCGGCCCUGCCCGCAGCAUGAGGAGGCUCCGCCGGCUGGUGCACCUGGUGCUCUUCUGCCCGCUCUCCAAGGGCUUGCAGAAUCGUCUCCCUGGCAUCAAAGUAAAAUACCUUUUCCUGGCCUGGCUGGGCAUCUUCGUGGGCAGCUGGGUCGUGUACAUGCAUUACUCGUCCUACUCCGAGCUCUGCCGAGGACACGUCUGCCGGAUGAUAAUCUGCGACCAGUACAAGAAGGGGAUCAUUUCCGGCUCGACGUGCAGGGACUUGUGUGACGAACACACCCUCGUGUUUCAGCACUGCCUCUCCUCGUCCCCCACGCAGCAGGUUUACAGUGGGCUCUGGAAGGAGAAAGAGGUGAUCAUUAAAUGUGGCAUCGAGGAGGCCUUGAAGGUAGACAGCAACCCCGAUUCUGCUCCCCGGAGGGACCUGGUUCUCUUUGACAAGCCGACCAGAGGGACGUCGAUGGAUGAGUUCAGAGAGAUGCUCCUGAAUUUCCUAAAAUCUAACCUCGGAGAUCAGACAUCCCUGGCAGCCUUGGUGAACCAAAUCAUCACGAUGGCCGACGUGAACCGAGAUGGGAAAGUGUCUCUGGCAGAGGCCAAGUCCAUCUGGGCGCUUCUUCAGUUGAAUGAAUUCCUCCUCAUGCUCUCCCUGCAUGAGAAGGAGCACACCUCCAAGCUGCUGGGACACUGUGGGGACCUGUACAUCACAGAGAAGAUUCCUCACAACUCUCUCUAUGGCAUGGAUGUCCCUCGCUUCCUCCAGCCACUGCUGCCCUCUGCCAUCCACCGACUUGUUCAUCAGUGGUUUGCCCCAGCCUGGCCCAGGCGAGCCAAAAUCGCCAUUGGCCUCCUGGAGUUCGUGGAGGAGAUAUUCCACGGCACGUACGGGAACUUCUACAUCUGUGAGACCAGCUUUAAGAACGUGGGGUACAAUGACAAGUACGACUUCAAAAUGGUUAACCUGAGGAAGGUGGCCACCGAGAUGACAAUCAGAGGUUUCCUCAAAGGACGUCACUGUGAGCAGAACGUGGACUGCACCUAUGGCAAGGACUGCACGGCGACUUGUGACAAACUCAUGAAACAGUGCAAGAGCGAGGUGGUCCAGCCCAACCUGGCUAAAGUCUGCGGGCUCCUACAGGACUACUUGCUGUACGGAGCGCCGUCCGACCUGAGAGAAGAGCUGCAGAAGCAGCUACGAACGUGCAUGACUCUGAGCGGCCUGGCUAGCCAGAUGGAAGUGCACCACUCACUCGUGUUGAACAAUCUCAAGACUUUGCUGUGGAAGAAGAUUUCCAAUACCAAAUAUUCCUAAUGGGGAAGACAUGACUGGGGGUUACCAAACUGGAAUUUCGUGGGGAGAAGCGGG
Molecule: messenger RNA, 1441 nt
Organism: Alligator mississippiensis (American alligator)
Lineage: Eukaryota; Metazoa; Chordata; Crocodylia; Alligatoridae
Gene: DIPK1B
Product: divergent protein kinase domain 1B
Exons: 5
Coding region: 92-1387 (431 amino acids)
Molecular function (GO): calcium ion binding
Source: RefSeq, a predicted model, not a curated record